Molecule: messenger RNA, 1013 nt
Organism: Orussus abietinus
Lineage: Eukaryota; Metazoa; Arthropoda; Insecta; Hymenoptera; Orussidae
Exons: 2
Coding region: 306-683 (125 amino acids)
Source: RefSeq, a predicted model, not a curated record
UUAUAUCAGCCGGCGACGCGGUGGGAGGAGUCAUUCGCCGUGGAGCCGCUGUCCCUAGUGCAUCGCGCUGCGACUUUGCGUGCUGCGUCAUCGAUUUCGAGGCCCUCUCUUCGCCUUCAGACGCCUCCGCUUCGUGCGUGCGACCUUGAACGAGAGAUUCGGCCAGGUUGAUCGUCUCGACGCAUCCGAGCCGCGAGGGGUGAGCUCUCCCACGUGGUAGCGCAUCUUGGAAAAUUCAUCCCAGGCGCAGCGAGCCGUCCAAGGAGACACGGGAACUACCUCCGGAUAAAGGAGUGACCGACAGAAUGACCUGCGAACAGCUUCACCUGGCGCCUGCACCUGUGCCCACGGAGAGCUUCAAGUUCCCCUGGAAGGGGCAGAAGGGCCCGAAGUCCAGGCGAGGGUGCAGAGUGACCUGCGGCAUGCUGCCCACCCUGAGGGUGCUGGCCUCGAGAGAGUGUCUAGGCCAGGGCAGCGUCUGUCUGGUGCCCCUGGACGUCGAGCUGGACUCCGCCAGUCACCUGCAGUUGACGUUGCUCGAGGCGUACUGCCGUGAGAUCGGCGUCGAGGUGACCAGGGUCACCGAGGACAGUCUCAGAUCCGCGCUGGGCCCGGGCCAGGCGGACCUCUCCUGCGUCCUGGUGACCAAUGACGACGACUACUUCCUGGAGUCCCCGGAAUGAGUCCUCGGACACCUCGAGACUACUUUGAACGAGUUUCGGAUGGAAGCUCGAAAUACGGUCUCUGGAACCCGCCGAUGCCGAGUCGUUGGCCGAGGAGAGGUGCAGCGCGCGAAGACCCUUGGACCGGUCGCCCCUUUUUAAAGGUGCGAAAGCCGCACGAUGAAGAUGCUCCCAAGAGAGUCAAGGCCGCCGGCUGGACUCUCCAGGAAGCCAGAAGAGGACUCUCUUCCUUCGCUUCCUCCGUUUCGAUAUCAUCGUUCGAUUGAACGUGUAUUCCAUGUAUCGUUAUCAUAAGACGAGUGACGAAUAAACAGACGAUGGUUACGUAAA